This is a messenger RNA of Leptopilina heterotoma, 2631 nucleotides long. Its product is annotated as protein Star-like. The transcript is spliced from 7 exons. NCBI's taxonomy places the organism in Eukaryota, Metazoa, Arthropoda, Insecta, Hymenoptera, Figitidae. The coding region runs from base 412 to 1332 and encodes 306 amino acids. The record is from RefSeq and is a predicted model, not a curated record.
CUAAUAAUACUUACCAAUUAGAAUGCUCCUUUAAAUUUUCAAGAAUCAGGGACUAAAUUAAAAGGAUUGUAUAAACAAACAACAAAAAAGAGGAAUAAGUGUCACAAAUAAUAAUAAAUAAUAAUGUUAACCAUAAUCCUUUUAAUAAAAAACUUAUCUUGCUUGUUGAAAGAAGGAAUACAUUUUAUAUAAGGAUCAAUAACCGUUAGGAAAGCAAAGGCGUAUAUCAUAUAAGUGAUCGAUUCUCUUACCACUUCUACCUCUCUCUCUGACUCUUUGUGUGAUACCUGCUGAAAAAUGAGAGCCUCUGCAUUUACCUGUGCUCGGCUCGGCCAAUAGGAGAGAGAGACCUUCCUCGGUGUCCUGUUAAAAGUGAGAAUCCCUCCGGCUGGUGCAUUACCAUCCAUAUCGAUGCCACGUGUUCCAGGAAGUUCUUUACCAAAAAGCACUAUAGGAUGUAAGAAAAAAUCUUGGAAACGGAAGAUUAUUCCUUAUCUAGCAUGCCUCGCUCCAUUUUCGACUAUUUUAGCCAUGCUGUUUAUUUGGAAUCAAGUCGCCGAAUUUAGUUCCAGGAGGCAGGCAUUCGAUGCAAAUUUAACCAGAGAUUACGUGCUGGACCGUGUUUCAAUGGAUAAUCCCCAAUUGGUCGCAUACAUUCGUGAAGUCCAAUUGAAGGUUACAACUAGACAAGAUUCUUUAAAUGUUACACAAACUGAGGAGGAAAAGGCAGUGUCUCAACUUCUUCAGGCGAAACGAGACGGAGUUUAUUUAGAAUAUAUUAAUCGAAUGGGAGCAGCAUCAACAACGACCUGGUUAGAAUCGGCCCUGAAUUGGAGAGGAGUGAUAGUGCUGACGGAUCCUCGAAGUUCCUUUCAUGUUCGAAAGAGCAAGAGAAACCCGAAAACAAGGGUUCUUCACGCCUGUCUUAGCACCGACAAAGACACUAAAGAGAUACCAUAUCAUCAAGAAAGUGAGGUGCAAGUGACAAAAUUGGGCGAGGGGCCAAAUAGUCUCAUCACUCCUGAUGAAAGUUUUCCAACCACGAGACUUAAGUGCUUUCCUUUAUACAGUGUUCUUUUGGCGUAUAACGCCACGCUUAUAGAUUAUCUCAGCUUGGAUAGUUCCGAUGCUCAAGAUGAACAACAGGUGCUGGACACAAUUCCUUGGGAUAAAAUUCGAAUCUCGGUGCUAUCGAUCCACUGGAGUUCACAUCAUGGUGAAGCUGAGACAAAAAGUUUGAUCGAGAAGUUAUCCAGUAGAAGAUAUAAGCUUCACCCAUCUUCAGACAACGGCAAACUAAUAUUCCACUACACCCGACUCUUGAAAAUAUAAUUCUUAUAUUAGUUUUCUUCAACUGCGUGGAAUCCGUGAAUGAUUCUCUUUCUCUUUCUCUUUCUUUUUUCUCUCUCUAGAAAAUUAAGAUUUAUGAUAUUAAUUCUAGUAUUAUAAAAGCAACACAAAUCGAUGAAUUCAAGCACAAAAUUAUUUUUGAGGAUUAUUCAAAAGAAAACUCGAAGAAAACUUUUUAUGUUUUGAAUUCGUCUUUAGUUCUGUAACUCGAGUUAAGAACAAAAAUAAGAAAAAAUUUCGGGGAAAAAAAUGUAAAUUAUUUUAUUAAUAUGAAUAAUAUUAGUAUUAUAAUGAAAAUAACGAAAUAUUAUAAAUAUAAAGAGCGCAUUUUUUUUUGUACACGAAAAAGACGUGCCACGUGUCACGUAGUGAUAACCAGUGAAAAUAAAUUGUAAUAAGGGCCUUACUAGUAAGUAAGAUAUUUUUUUUCUUUUUUUUUUCGUUGGAGAUUUUAUAGUAUUGCGAGUAUAUCUUAAUAAUUAAGUAAUAAUUAACGCCCAAGUAGAGAUACGAAAUAUUCUGUGACUGAUACUUAAACUUCCGUUUAGCUUUAAGUUAGUUAUCAAUUAAAUAGAUUAUUUUCUCGUGGACAAUUGAGAAUCGAUUGUUUAAUAGAAAAAUUUGAAACUAAAUAUUUUAAAUUUAUAAGAGCAAUUAAAGUAGAGUCAUUAACGAUUUAAGUUCGAAUCAUUAUUAAAAUCUUUCGAUAUUUUCCAAAAAGCAAAAAAUUUAAAUAAUUCACUGAAAAAGUUCAUUAAUUAUUCAAACUAUUUAUUAUUUUUCCAAUGUGAAUUUAUUUUAUUUAAAUAAAUAAUUUUUUGUCUGUUUUUAUAUUUAUUGAAAGAAAAUUAGACUAUUUUAUACAAUAAAAUAAAGUUAUUAGAUUUGUAAGUUAAUUUGCAUAAUUAAAUAAUAUAAACAAUUGUAAAAUUGCGUGAUUCAUACAAUUGAAAUGAGAUUUUCGUUUAAUUGAUAUGAUGGUAAUUAAUUAAUUGAGCGAAUAUUAACUCAAUCGUCCACGAGGGUCUUUUUUUUUAUAGAUCUCCGAUAUACAAUAAGAACAUAAUCUCAUAUUUUCAUAUAGGUUAAUUUUUUUUUUUUAAUAUUUUAUGUUAAAUAUUUUCAUUAAAAUAAGAAUUAUGCAACAAAUUUCAUAAUACUCGUGAUUGGAUAAAUGGAUAAUACGAGUAUCUCACUCCACUUAUUACCUGAAAUGUAACGAUCUUUUUCUUUUGGUUUUUUAGAAAGAAUAAAAUUUAAUAUUACACAUUUUUGAAUAAA